GUUUGCUAAAAAAGAAGAAGAAGAUCUUUCUGCAGAGUGAUCCGAAGAUCUGGAUAAAACAUCUUCUCUGUUUUCAGGUCAUCAUCACAGCUGACAGGCUGCAUUGUUAAACGGUCAAACAUCUGUUGAUGGCUGAAACAAUCUUUUGACGUUUUCUCCAGAGCUCCUGGAUCAAACUGUGUCCUCUGCACUAAACCAUGGGAGAUGAUAAAAGGCUCUGUUGUGGUGAACGUAGUGGGAGAUACAGUUCAGAUGGGAGGAGAGAUGAUCCAGACCACAGAGAUAGUCCAGAGAGGGGACAAAAGCGCCACAACGGUGAUAGAUCUGAUGAUGAAUAUGACAGGGAUUAUGAGGAGGAGAGCAACACUAUCAUACUGAAGGGUCUCCCUCUUGAUGUCAUAGAGGACGAUAUCCGCGCAGCGUUCUUGCUGCUCGAGGGUCCCCACCCUGUGGAAAUUCGCUUGAUGAGGAAAAGGAGAGGUGUAAGCCGAGGUUUCGCCUUCGUGGAGUUUUAUCGCUUGCAAGAUUCUACCCGAUGGAUGGAGACCAAUCAGAACAAGCUGGUGAUACAGGGGAAAAGCAUUGUGCCGCAGUACAGCGACAGGGUACAGAACGUUGAAAACUGGACUUGCACUGCAUGUGGCGUGAGCAAUUGGAACAACUGGAAGAAGCUGAAGUGUUUUAGGUGUGGAGCAAACAAAGUUGUCGGGGAAUCGGUGGCACCAAAUACAAAUUUAAAUGCUGAAUCUCAACAGCAAGGAGAAUAUAAUGGAGACACAAUCAUUUUGAGAAACAUCACCCCUUUUUCAACGGUCGACGGGAUUUUGAACAUGUUGGCGCCCUACGCCAACCUGUCAGCAGGCAACAUCCGCCUCAUCAAACACAAGCCAAAAGGACAGAAUAGAGGCUUUGCCUUUGUUCAGCUCUCAACCCCCUCGGUGGCUUCUCAGCUGCUCGCCGUUCUCCAGAGCCUUCAGCCGCCUCUGACACUGGAUGGAAAUACAAUCGGCGUGGACUAUGCCAAGACUGUUAGGAAAGAUGGAACUGAUGGGAUCAAGGUGAAUGCUCUCUCUGUUGCCAGCACAGCCAUAGCUGCUGCUCAGUGGUCAUCCAGCCAGAUACAACAAGGCUCAGGUACCAACACGGACUGUGUUACUCUUCCAGAGGCCUAUGCGCAGCAAUCACAGGGACAGAAUUAUCAAGGGUGGCAGCAGCAGCCUGGAGGAAUGGCUCCUGUCACUGGAGAUGGAUUACUCGGAGCUGCUCCAGAAAUGAAGACAUUAAUCCCCGCAGCAAGUGUUGUCAUAUCCCAAGCGGCUCAAAUUUACCAGCCUGUCGUCAUCAGCCAGCCUGCCGUACAGUCGCAUCAAUUAGUGAGCCCCGUCGCCGCAGCACAACACACUGCUGGUGUAUCAGUGCCAACACCAGCAGCCUCCACUGUUUCAACUACAGUCUGCGCCGCCCCGACUGUUAAUGCGACAGUUGCCCCUGACACCUCCACAUAUCAGUACGACGAGGCUUCAGGUUACUAUUACGAUCCUCAAACCGGCCUGUAUUAUGAUCCCAGCAGCCAAUACUAUUACAACUCUAAAACUCAGCAGUACCUUUACUGGGACAGUCAGAAGCAGACAUACAUCCCUGUGCCGGCUGAAUCAGACACAAGCACAGAGCAAGUGUCCAAAGAGUCCAGAGACAAGAAAGAGAAGCCUAAAAGCAAGUCUGCACAACAGAUCGCAAAGGACAUGGCGCGCUGGGCAAAAAGCCUCAAUAAGCAAAAGGACAGUUUUAAGAACAGUUUCCAAGAAUCGGCAGCAUCCACGGAAGAGGACAGGAAUGAGUCUGCAGCUGCCGAUGCAGGUUUUUCUCUCUUUGAGAAAAAGCAGAUGGGAGGCUUUGACGUGUCACCCCUCAUGACUGAACAAUUCAAGAUCACAGAGCAGGACACUAAGAUUGGGAUGUUUGCUGCUUUCAAUGGAGACAGUGACGCAGAGGAGGGCAGCUCGGAUAGGGCAGAGCACAAGGAGGGGAAAAUAACAGACUGGAAGAAGAUGGUUUGCCUGCUGUGUCGACGGCAGUUCCCCACCAAAGAGGCUCUGUUGCGUCAUCAGCAGCUCUCUGACCUCCACAAGCAAAACUUGGAAAUUCAGAGAAGAACCAAACUCAUGGAAGCUGAGCUGGAGGAGCUAGAGAGGAAAGAAACUGAGCUGAAAUACAGAGAUAGAGCUGCAGAGAGAAGGGACAAGUGUGGUGUUCCUGAACCUCCUGCACCUAAGAAGAAAUUCUAUCAACCACCAACCCAGACAGUAAACUAUGAACAGCCCACCAAAGACGGCCUACAAAGUGAUAAUAUCGGCAACAAAAUGUUGCAAGUGAUGGGCUGGCAGGAAGGCAAAGGUCUGGGGCGCCACCAACAGGGCAUCACCGCUCCCGUCUCGGCUUCGUUAAGGACCAAAGGCACAGGCUUAGGUAUUAAAGGAAGCUCAUAUGAACUCUCAGCAUCUGACACCUAUAAGGAUGCUGUUCGUAAGGCCAUGUUCUCACGCUUUACUGACGUAGAGUGAAUUAAAAGUAAUCAUACUGAACUGGGAUAAAUAUUUAUUUUGUGAAAAGGAUUCCCGUGUACAGACUCAAACUGUGAUUUCUCUGUGUACAUAAAAAAGUGGUUUUGUUUUAUAUAAAGCUACAUAUUUUGUCAAAUAUUUUCAGUUGACUGAACAUGUAAAUGUUGUAUAGUGUUUGUACAUAAAAUGAUGGUGGACUUGCUGAUGUUUGGUUUCUGUGAAGAAUCAAUGUGACGAUUAAACCCGACCUUUUGUGCUCGACAAUACUCGUCUGCUCGACGCGUUCUCUCCCUGUACAAGAAAAAAGAAACACCUCGUUAGAGCGUGUUUACCAUUUUCUAUUCUGGUAUCCUUCUCUGUCGAAGUUACAUCCUGAUUUGUCUUCAUAAUCUCUGGUA
Messenger RNA from Larimichthys crocea (large yellow croaker), 2959 nucleotides. Its product is annotated as RNA-binding protein 5. The transcript has 25 exons. Gene Ontology annotation, molecular function: RNA binding. Gene Ontology annotation, biological process: mRNA splicing, via spliceosome. Bases 198 to 2561 code for a protein of 787 amino acids. The record is from RefSeq and is a predicted model, not a curated record. Gene Ontology annotation, cellular component: nucleus. Lineage: Eukaryota; Metazoa; Chordata; Actinopteri; Sciaenidae.